Molecule: messenger RNA, 930 nt
Organism: Saccharomyces paradoxus
Lineage: Eukaryota; Fungi; Ascomycota; Saccharomycetes; Saccharomycetales; Saccharomycetaceae
Gene: PCL2
Product: cyclin PCL2
Exons: 1
Coding region: 1-930 (309 amino acids)
Biological process (GO): regulation of cyclin-dependent protein serine/threonine kinase activity
Cellular component (GO): nucleus; cyclin-dependent protein kinase holoenzyme complex
Molecular function (GO): cyclin-dependent protein serine/threonine kinase regulator activity; protein kinase binding
Source: RefSeq, a predicted model, not a curated record
AUGUCAAACUACGAAGCUUUGCUACAAUUUAAUAGGAAGGCUGUAUCUAAGGAAAUGGUGCAAUAUCUAGCAUCAACUACAGCUUCUAUUAUCAAAAUUAAGAAAACGAAUAGUAUGAUAGAUAUCGCACUACCAGCACCACCGUUGACUAAAUUUAUCAACCGGUUGAUCAAGCAUUCUAACGUUCAAACUCCGACUUUGAUGGCCACCUCUGUAUAUUUAGCUAAAUUAAGAUCAAUAAUACCGAGUAACGUUUAUGGUAUAGAGACCACUAGGCAUAGAAUAUUCUUGGGAUGUCUAAUAUUAGCUGCGAAGACGUUGAAUGACUCUUCUCCUCUUAACAAGCAUUGGGCCGAAUAUACUGACGGCCUGCUCAUACUACGAGAGGUUAACACCAUAGAAAGGGAACUACUAGAAUAUUUUGAUUGGGACGUCACCAUUUCCACGGAUGAUUUAAUUACAUGUCUCUCGCCAUUUUUGAAGCCUAUCAAAGAGGAGAAGCUGUACAAAUCGCAAAGAGACCGUCACACGCUGAACAGUCCCUCUGCUCAAGAAAAGGAUAUGGUAGACAAGUCAUCCUCUUCCCAUUCGCGCUCCUCGUCUAAUUUGUCUAUUCCAUCUUUGGCUUCCACUUCGACCCUCUCCACAUUGGAAUCCAGAAGAUCCAAUUUGUCCAACUAUAGCAAUAGAAUACGAACUUUACCAGAACUACAUGAAUCCAAUGAUAUUAGCGACAAGUUUUCUCCGCGAGAAUACAAUAUAUACUCCAAACAGAAUAACAAGGAAAAUAGAAGGCCAAUACCGACAAGUAAGCCGUUCAAUUUCAGUAAAGCACGUCCUGUGAUCUUGAAAACUGGCUUGGAUAAACCGAUGAUUAACGAGGAUUCAAGAGUGAAGAAAUCAAAUUGGUCAAAUUUCUUCAAAUCGUGA